AUGUCUGACGAGCCGAAUAAUUUAUCUUCGAAUGAAGAUAAUGGAAAUAAAAAGUCGAAAGAUCAAAAGUCUUCGAAAGAUGUUUGCGAUGAAUGUGGAAUCGAAUAUAUUCCAAUGAAAUAUACAGAGAAUGAUUAUGUUAAUCUCUCAACAUUUAAAUUGUUUUCUCAAAACGUACGUCCAAUUAUCAAUUCUCGCUAUCCCAAGCUACCGACACAAAAAAUCAUGACUUUAAUGGCUGCGUAUUGGCGCGAAUUUCUCGAACUGAAGGGUGCACAACAAAAUGCGUCGAAUAACACAUUGACCGACUCGAACAAUGAUCAUGAUGCAAUGGACACCGAUGAGCCUCGAUCGAGUCGUUCGCGUCGUCGUCGAACAGCUCCACAAGAUGAUAACGAUCAAGAUGAUACAGGAGGCGAUCAGCAGGAUGAUGAUGAUCUCAAUACAACUGCUUCGCCACGACAGUCGUCAUCAAAGAAUAACAAUAAGAAGAUUCCUUCGUUGAAAAUCAAACUGCAAAAAGACCAAGCUGCAGCGCUUGCAGCCAAAGAACAAAUAAAUGACGAGGAAGAAGUGAAAACGACGAAGAAGUCCAGUCGACAGCGAAAACGUAAACGACGUGACGACGACGAUCCAGCCAAUGAAUCCGAUGCGGAAUUUGAGGCCAUGUUAGUACAGAGUGAACUGACUGAGGAAGAAGAAGUGCCCAAGAAGAAACGUGUGAAGAAACCUCCUAAACCACCCAAACGUAUUGCCCGAUUGAACAAUCGUCGACAACUGCAAGCCGCAGCUGAAGAAGCAGCAAAUUUACAACUCGAUCAAAUCGGCUACGAAACAAAUCAUCAGGAUUACUGUGAAGUAUGUCAACAGGGUGGAGAAAUUAUUCUUUGUGAUACAUGUCCCAAAGCUUAUCAUCUUGUUUGUCUGGACCCCGAACUUGAACAAGCGCCCGAAGGUGAUUGGUCAUGUCCCGAAUGUACAAAGAAUGGUAUCUCAAUUCGAACAAGACAGGCUGCAGCUAUUGCCGCAGCUCGACAAGCGAAAGAAGACGACGACAAUCAUAUGGAAUUUUGUCGAGUUUGCCGAGAUGGUGGUGAACUAUUAUGUUGUGAUCGAUGUCCAUCAUCAUAUCAUAUGCAUUGCUUAAUUCCUCCAAUGACAGUCAUACCGGAAGACGAUUGGUUUUGUCCACGAUGUACUAUUGAACCACCACCUAAUAUUGUUAAGAAAAUUCUCACUUGGCGUUGGGUCACUCAUCCAGAUCCUCAUUCAUCCGUCACCACUGAUACAACCACAACUGAGACAACUAAAGUUGACGAAAACGGUGAAACGGCAACCACGACGACGACGAUCGUUGAAAAGCAUACAAUAACGACAACAACAGCUGCUGAUGCUGUUCCGCCAGCGGAAGGUGCUGACGCUGGUGCUGACGUUCAACAACGUUUAAUUCCAACUUAUGACUUAAAUGGGGUACCAGGCGCACCACGUGGCCCACCAAAAACACGCGAAUUCUUCGUUAAAUACGAUGGUUUAUCAUACUGGUCAUGCGAAUGGUUGCCAGAAUUACAAGUCGAAGUUCAUCAAUCAUCGCUCUGGCGUUGCUAUAUCAAGAAAGUUGGCGAUGCUAAGCAGCCACAACCAACUGUUGAUAUGGAUGGCGAAACUGAAGAUGUUGACGAUGAAGUAUCUCGACGAUAUUAUAAUCCCAAGUUAGAACAACGAUAUUAUAAGAAUGGCGUUCGACCAGAAUGGCUGUGUGUACAUCGUAUAUUGAACCACCGAAAAGAGAAAGGUACUCCGAUGUACUACCUCGUUAAAUGGAGAGAAUUGGGCUAUGAACAAGCAACAUGGGAAUUAGAGAAGGAUGGCGAAUAUACUCAUGAAAUUGAAAAUUGGCAAGUACACAUUGAUAACUAUUGGAAACUAAGAAACGGACCUGAGGGCGAAGAGAAAAAGAAGAAAAGAUCCGGUUCAUCAAAAACAACACGUCGAUCAAAUCGUGAACUUGAAGAAAACCGUUUGGCCGAUGCUAAUGGUGAUUCAGGUGACGAGUCUGAACGUUCGGGCAAAUAUCCACCACCGCGUAAACGUUACGAAAAACAGCCCGACUUCAUCGAUGCCACGGGUGGUACACUUCAUCCUUAUCAAUUAGAAGGUUUAAACUGGUUACGAUAUUCAUUUGCUUCUAAUACCGAUGUUAUUCUUGCCGAUGAGAUGGGUCUCGGUAAAACUGUGCAAACAAUCGUAUUUCUUCAGGCACUAUUGAAAGAAGGCCUUUCUCGAGGACCGUUCUUGAUCAGUGCGCCAUUGGCAACAAUCAUCAAUUGGGAACGUGAAUUUGAAUUUUGGGCACCGGAUAUGUACGUUGUCACAUAUACUGGAGACAGAGAAGCCAGAUCAGUCAUUCGUAAACAUGAAUUUUCUUUUGAAGAUGAUGCUAUUCGUGCCGGUCCUCGCGCAAGUCGAAUCAAAACGGGUGCGAAAGUUAAAUUUCACGCAUUAUUAACAUCCUAUGAAUUAGUCAGUGUGGAUUCAGCAACAUUGUCAUCCGUUGAUUGGGCUGUCUUGGUUAUUGAUGAAGCUCAUCGUUUGAAAAAUAAUCAAUCAAGAUUUUUCCGAACAUUAUUUGAGUUCAAUAUUGGAUACAAAGUACUUUUGACUGGUACACCAUUGCAAAACAAUCUUGAAGAACUUUAUCAUUUAUUGAACUUUUUAAAACCUGAUAAAUUUAGUGAUAUGGAUGGAUUCUUGAAAGAAUUCAGUGAUUUAGCAAAAGAUGAACAAGUCGCCAAAUUGCAUGAUAUCUUAGGUUCACAUAUGCUGCGUCGUUUAAAGGCCGAUGUCUUGAAGAAUAUGCCAUCGAAAUCUGAAUUUAUCGUUCGAGUCGAAUUAAGUCCGAUACAGAAGAAAUACUAUCGUGCUAUUUUAACCAAGAAUUUCGACGCUUUGAAUGUCAAAGGCGGCGGUGGACAAGUAUCUUUGUUAAACAUUGUUAUGGAAUUGAAGAAAUGUUCCAAUCAUCCAUACCUGUUACCUGCUGGACAUUUUGACGCGCCACGUACACCAAAUUUAGCAUAUGAAGGCUCUGCAUUGAUAAAAUCAUGUGGAAAAUUGGAUUUAUUAGCUAAAAUGUUGACGAUAUUGAAAGAACAAGGACAUCGAGUUUUAAUCUUUUCACAAAUGACCAGAAUGUUAGAUAUUCUAGAAGAUUUUCUAGAAUAUCUAGGUUAUAAAUAUGAACGUAUGGAUGGUAAAACAGGUGGCUCUGAGCGACAAGAUGCCAUCGAUCGAUUCAAUGCACCUGGUGCCGAACAAUUUUGCUUUUUACUUUCGACACGUUCUGGUGGUUUGGGCAUUAAUUUAGCUACAGCUGACACAGUUAUUAUUUAUGAUAGUGAUUGGAAUCCACACAAUGAUAUUCAAGCUCUCUCGCGGGCUCAUCGUAUUGGUCAACAAAAUAAAGUAAUGAUUUAUCGUUUUGUUACGCGUGACACCGUCGAAGAACGUAUAACACAAGUUGCCAAAAAGAAAAUGAUGUUAACCCAUUUGGUCGUGCGACCGGGUGUUGGUCGCGGUACAAAUAUGAGUAAAAAGGAGCUCGAUGAUAUCUUACGUUUUGGUACAGAAGACCUAUUCAAGGAUGACGAUGAAGUUGUCGGUAAUGGUGAGGGUGGUGAAGGUGGAAGUGGUGCAAAAAUUCACUACGAUGAUGCCGCUAUCGAAAAACUACUCGAUCGUUCUCAAGAGGGCAUUCAGGAGAAAGAAGAUGGUCUCAAUGAAUAUUUAUCCAGUUUUAAAGUUGCAUCCUAUGCUACACGUGAAAUGAAUGAAGACGAAGAAGAAGAUUUUCGUGAGCAACCGGCUGUUGAAGAAGCCUUUGAUCCAAACUAUUGGGAAAAACUAUUACGUGUCCAAUUCGAACAAGAAAGAGAAUUAGAAAGUCAUGCAUAUGGUAAAGGCAAACGAUUGAAACGUCAAGUUAAUUACGCGGUGCCAACCAAUGAUGAAAACUGGAAUGAACACAAUUCAGACAUUGCUAGCGAAUACGACGCACCGUCAGCUGGUGGCGAAGAUGAAGAUGUUGACUUCUUCGAUGAAACACCUGAUCGACGACGUAAACCAGGCCGUGAUCGUCCAUUACCACCAUUGAUUUCCAAGUCAGGUCCAAAUAUUGAAAUCUUAGGCUUCAAUCCUCGACAACGCAAAGCGUUCUUAAAUGCAAUUAUGCGUUUCGGCAUUCCACCGCCCGAUGCAUUCAAAUCACAAUGGUUAGUCCGAGACCUACGUUGUAAAUCGGAAAAAGAAUUCCGUGCUUAUGUUUCGUUGUUCAUGAAACACUUAUGCGAAAAUAUCACCGACAACACGGAAACAUUUUCUGACGGUGUUCCACGCGAAGGCUUAUCUCGACAUCAUGUUCUAUCUCGUAUCGGUAUCAUGUCAUUGAUCCGUAAGAAAGUUCAAGAAUUCGAAACUGUCAAUGGAACUUGGUCGAUGCCAGAUCAAGCACCACUGAAUGAGAAUUCCAAUGAUGCUAUUGAGGACGUUAAGCCAGCGAACAAUGACAAACCAGCCACCAAUGAGAAUACUCAAGCAAGUGAAUCGAAUGAAACAUUGACAACAGCCAGUUCAAGUAAUAAUUUAAUUGGCGAAUCGAUGAGUUUAAGUGAUUUAAUCAAUAACAAAAACGAACCAAAUGAUGUUGAAAUGAAAGACACCACAGCAACGAAUGAAGAAGAAAAACCUAGUAGUGAAAAACAAAUCACUGAAGAAAAGCCGGAAGCUACCAAUCCACCUGCUGAAAAUAACAAACCUACUUCAAACAAUCGUAAAUCUCAAAUGAAUCGAAGCGAGAAGCUAAAAGAUUUCAAAUUUAUGUUCAAUAUCGCCGAUGGAGGUUUCACUGAACUUCAUUGUCUGUGGCUAAACGAACAACGUGCAUUAGUGCUGAAUCAUGAACAUGAUAUUUGGCAUCGCCGUCAUGAUUAUUGGUUAUUAGCAGGUGUGGUGACCCACGGCUAUUCACGUUGGCAAGAUAUUCAAAUUGAUCCGAAAUUUUCCAUUAUCAAUGAAGCAUUCAAAAAGGAUAUGGGCAAGGGAAAUUUUCUAGAAAUGAAAAACAAAUUUCUUGCCCGUCGAUUCAAACUACUCGAACAAGCACUUGUUAUUGAAGAACAAUUACGUCGUGCUGCUUUCCUAGGCUUAGCUAUGGAACAAACCAACCCAGCAUUGACAUUAUCACAACGUUUUAGCGAGGUUGAAUGUUUAGCUGAAUGUCAUCAGCAUUUGUCCAAAGAGUCCUUAGCUGGUAAUAAACCUGCCAAUGCGGUCUUGAACAAAGGUAAGAUGGAUUUGCUUGAUUUAACUAUUCCUAUCAUUCGAUGUUUAGUUCUCACGCAAUUGGAAGAAUUACUGAGUGAUAUGAAGCAGGAAAUCAAUAAACUACCGGCAACAUUAGCUCGACUUCCGCCUGUUUCGCAACGAUUGAACAUGUCGGAACGAAAUAUUCUUUCUCGAUUAACAAAUGGUCAGGCACAACAAACUUCUGGUUCACCAUCAGCCACAACAACAGCAGCAGCAACAACAACAACAACAACAACGGCAACCACAACGUCAACCACACCAGCUGCUACUACCAAUGGUAACGGUUACGCUUAUGCCAAUUACACAAACUAUAUUGGACCAUUUGCUCUUCCCACAACCAACACCACGUCUAAAACAGCAACAAGUGCAUCGACAACAUCCGUUGAUUCGUCACCCUCACGAAAAUCUUCAACACCAAAUCUCGCUCAAUAA
This is a messenger RNA of Adineta ricciae, 5793 nucleotides long. The record is from the annotation of a GenBank genome assembly. Lineage: Eukaryota; Metazoa; Rotifera; Eurotatoria; Adinetida; Adinetidae.